This is a messenger RNA of Echinococcus granulosus, 141 nucleotides long. RefSeq lists its product as hypothetical. The record is from RefSeq and is a predicted model, not a curated record. The coding region runs from base 1 to 141 and encodes 46 amino acids. Lineage: Eukaryota; Metazoa; Platyhelminthes; Cestoda; Cyclophyllidea; Taeniidae. The transcript has a single exon.
AUGGCUUCGUCCGACCCCCAUGACUCAUUUGUGUUGGCAAAUUACAAGCCACUACCGGUUGAAAAAGACUGCCGUUGUGAACGCCAUUGCAUCGUGGAUAAUCGACGAUUUAGCAACACGGUUGCUGUUCGUCACCUUUAA